GAGUGUGUGUGUGUGGGGGGGGGGAGGUCAUGCCCGCGUCGCGGCGAAGGAGGGCCCUGGUCCUGCCCGCCCUUUUAGCCUUGCCUCCUAGCAACCCUUCCUGCGCUGGCGUCGCCUGUGCCUGAAGCAUCUCUUGGUCGCAGCCUCGUCGGGCCUCCUGUGUUGUUUCUGGCUCCGCGCAAGGGCCGGUGGUCCCAGCCCGUUGAUCCCUCUGGCGCUUGCCGGAGGCCAUGUGAGAACAGACCGCUCUCUGACCAUAUCUGCCCAGGGCCUGCUGCCUCAGAGCUGAAUAAUCGCAGCCUCGACUGCUUCCAACGGCGGCACCCAUGGCAAAGAAGGGCGUGACGGCCCUUCAGGAAAGGUGAACAUAAAGUGUCCUAAAGGGGCAUGCAGCAAAUGAAGAAAUACGGAGGCGCAAGUUUGAGGCAGGAAGCAGCAGGGGAUGUUGCUAAAUGGAUGUCUUCUGGCCCUUUAAUGAAAGAGAAGAAUGUGACAGAGAAACAAAAGACAUCUACUUCUUCCACACCAGAUGCUGUAGUUAAGCCACAACCCAGGCCCAGUGACAGACUUAAUCCUAAAACAAUUGAUCCAUUCAGUGUUCAGUCGAGAUCUCCUUCUGCAUUUGCUGCCAUUUAUUCUAAAGGAGGCAUUCCUUGCAGUUUUCUCUUUUAUCUCAGGUUAGUUCAUGGCUCUGUAAAACACAAAUUGCAUUGGGACUGUAGUCCUGAAACACUUCCGUUUGAUCCUCUUCUUAUAACUUUGGCAGAGGGGCUAAGAGAGACAAGGCAUCCAUACACGUUUGUGUCCAAGGAGGGUUUUAAAGAACUGCUCUUGGUGGAAGGUGCUGCUCAGAAAGUCAUUCCACUGCUGCCUCGACUUAUCCCGGUGUUAAAAGCUGCUUUGGCCCAUUCAGAUGGAGAAGUAUUUGAAAGGGGACUGAGUGCUUUGGUGCAGCUGAGUGCUGUUAUUGGCCCUUCACUUAAUGAUCAUCUGAAGCAUCUACUUUCAAGUCUUUCAAAGAGACAGAUGAGCAAGAAAUACAAAGAGCAAAUCACAGAAGUUUUACAAAAGCUGGAACUGUAUGGUGGGAAGGAAAGCUUGGCUAUUAUAAAAUCUAAAAUUCCAACAUAUUGUUCAAUUUCCUGCUAAAGAAAGAUGUGAUGAAGAACCCCCUUGGAACUGUUUGGUGUUACUUCUUUUUCCAUAGGAUAUUUUUCUAUAUUUCUCAGGGAGAUAAGAGCUGGUCACGCUUUAAAAAGAAGAGUACUAAAGGUAAAAGUAUUCAAGACAACGUAAUUAUGGGAAACACUACACCUGGGAUGACCUUUGUUACAUUCCUUCUACCAGGAACUCUAAAAGAAAUUGUGUUACAUUUUCUACUGUCUUAUCCAUGUUUGGAUGUUCUUUAAUUGAGGAGUGGAAUAUAUUUAACAUAUCUGAUGUUAGAAGCUGAGAGAACAAUCCAGACAGUUUUAAACAUUAUUAUUUCUGCUUCAUGGGGAGAGUUGAGCAUGUCACAAUAGCUCUUUCAUUAAAGUUAUGAAAAGCUGAAAAAACUUAGUUUUUCUGGAUUGUGCCGUGAUUAACUUUUUUAAAAAAGCAGGAACUAACUGCUUAGUCACUGGAGAUUUAUUUUUAUUUUUAUAUGCUCUUAGGCUAAGAAAGGAUAAGAAAGGUGUGAAGUGUGUUUUCUUGUAAGAGGGUACAAAAUGUCAACACUAUGAUUAUUCUAGUACAAAAUAGAUAUUUAAAGUAUUAAAAGAUAAUUAAAAUGUUCAACAUAUUCUAUUAGUAUUAAAUAUUUAUUUUCUAAAAAUUGUGAAUAUUGGUUUAUUUAAAAAAGCAACAGCAGAUAGUCUCUUUUUUCAUUUUAUUAUAAAAUGUGCACAUUUAUUUUCACAAACAUAAAACAGCAAAUUUUAGGUGUACAUGUAUUGUACUACUCAUUGUCCUACACUGGUGAUAGCAGAGCAGCCUUGAACAUGCUUCUCCGUUCCAUUUCUACACCAGAAUAGAUGCUUGCUUUAGUUUAGCAAAAAUAGUUUUCGGCAUUCAUUGUACAUCUGUGAGCUCUUCAGAUCCUUUGUGCAGAAAUGUCACAAUAAAGAGUGGAAUAUGUCUUGUACCAGUAUUUGUAGGCUUCUGGACAGCUGGAUGGUAAUGUAAUGCUUUGAUUGUGUUGAGGAAACAUAGCUCUUUGUUGAAUACAGGCAGUCUUCUCUGUAAGUGAAGGUCAGGGAGAAGCUGAGUGAGUGGACUGGUUUAUGCCUGUCACUGCUCUGCCAUAGCACAGGUGUAUUUUCCUUUGUCAUUUCCAUGACUUAUGUUUGCUGCAUAUGCAAUGUCACUGGCAUACAGACAAGCUACAUGUUACAAUUUGCUCCUUUAAUAUUUUCCUUCAUCCCUUCCUCUGUCCACCCACUGUCUUUAAUAAACUCUGUCUUUUCUGCCCUUUGUGCACAAUGUUAAUGAAUAAACCAUUUUUGACAAGCA
Molecule: messenger RNA, 2493 nt
Organism: Pogona vitticeps (central bearded dragon)
Lineage: Eukaryota; Metazoa; Chordata; Lepidosauria; Squamata; Agamidae
Source: RefSeq, a predicted model, not a curated record